CUGACGUAUAGAACAAAAGACACAGCUUCUUUUAUUAGAUCGUUGUCCCUCUGUGAUUCAGCUACCUCAUGACACUGAACAAUAUCGAGGUACAUCACUAGUCAAAUCUUCCAGAAAUAUCCGUGUCAAGUAGACUGUUUUCAAUUGGACAAUAUUGAGAAAAUUGACCGCGAACGACUUAAACUAAAAUGAAUCAAAAUAAUGGACAAAGGCGUUGGAAAAGACAUAAUCGAUCUAGACGUGAAGUUGAUUUACCGAUGCCGAGGAAUUUUUCUCAACCGUACGACCCUCAACUCUUUCCAAUUUCUAGUGAAUACGAUCCAUCGGAAUCAGUCUACUUUACGGAGGAUAAUUUAGCUGUGAACACUUUGUAUGUUAGUUUCAAUAAGUUUCCUGGCGUGAUCACAGAGGGAAGCAUGCGAAACGUAUUCGGGCACUUUGGACCUAUCAAAAGGAUUCAAGUUGGCACAAGACAGAUGUUCUUCGACUGGUCAAUGAUGAAACAUAUCUACAGUUUUGCAUUCAUAUCGUACGAAACAUGCGAGGAUGCUGCUAGAUGUCUACAGCAGAGAAAUAGAAUGGAUCAAUAUUGCUACACGACAAAGGCGGAUAGCUGGCAUCAAGAUUCUUAUGACGAUAAUUAUAACACUUUUAACUACAAUUACUCUGACAAAGACCCGCAUGUAAGCAAUAUUCAGCAGCUCAAUGACGACUGUCUCACGAUGAUAUUCAAGCUAGUCAAUUUGGUGGAUCUCGUUGCGCUGAAACGAACCAGCACUCGGUUUCACGGCAUCGUAGAUAAUCUUUUCAAACGCCGCAAAGAGUGCGAUUUUAAUAAGGAAGCCUGUGAUAAUAGUACAACGCUUACCCUGUUGCAAACAAGGGAUAUUUUUAUUGAAUUGGGACCUCACGUGAGACAAUUGUACAUCUCACUCAACAGUUUCACCCAUCCUAGAGCGAGAAUUUUAAAACUAAUAUCUAGCUACUGUAAGAAACUGAAAAUACUAGCUUUAAAUGAGGAUCCCUACUCCGAUAGAGUUUUAAAACCAACAUUCCGGAGCAUUCUAGCAGCGAGAGGAGUAACGAUAACAGGUUGUGAACAUUAAUGUUAUGUUUGUAGAAUUAGGUUUAUAGUGGGUCAAAAUAAAGACGAUCGCUGUGAUGGCUGUGAAAAUCAUAGAAAACCCGUUUCAGAGAUUGCAGGAAAUGCAGCAUUGCAUAACUGGCUUUUGAAAAGAAAGCAAAGAACGUCUGCUGGUGAUAAAACACGGCGUAGGAGGAGUUUGACAAACUACUUGGUAAUCUUCUAGUCUAGCAUGACCCAGAGGUUGUGCCAAACUAGAAAACACGUCACGUUACAAAUUCGAUUAAUUA
This is a messenger RNA of Toxorhynchites rutilus septentrionalis, 1374 nucleotides long. RefSeq lists its product as uncharacterized. The coding region runs from base 189 to 1106 and encodes 305 amino acids. Gene Ontology annotation, molecular function: RNA binding; protein binding. The record is from RefSeq and is a predicted model, not a curated record. The transcript has 3 exons. NCBI's taxonomy places the organism in Eukaryota, Metazoa, Arthropoda, Insecta, Diptera, Culicidae.